AAUCAUUCUCUCUUUUCUCCCUUUUUUUUUUUAUCAUAUAUAAUGUUUUGGAAAAAAAAAGACAAAAAAGAAGAACCUACAAAUCCAUUUGAAUCCAGUAGUCAGCCUAGCUCACCUGCUCCUUCUUAUCACUCAAGGACGGCUAAUCCAUCAUAUGAUAAAAAUAGUGGUUAUGGACAUUUAAAUGAUUCUGAAGGUCAGAGGAAUCAAUUAUUAUCCGGAAGAAAUAAUGAAUAUAAUCAUCGACAACAAGAUGAUAGACAAAGGAACAAUCUCUAUGAUGAGGAAGAUGAAGAGGACAUGGAGGUAACUGGUAUGAAGCAACAAAUUAAAAAUGUGAAACAAGAUUCACUAGCAAGUACUCGACUUGCACUUCAAAAGAUUCAUGAAACUGAAGCAACAGCUGCAAAUACAAUGAAUAUGCUUGGACAGCAAUCGUCUCAAAUAGCAAAUAUCAAUAGACAUUUAGAUUUAUCGAAAGCUUAUUCAGAUAGAGCGUCAAAUCAAGCGGAAGAACUUAAACAACUAAAUCGUUCUAUCUUUAUACCUGUUGUUUCAAACCCUUUUAGAAGAAAAGAAAAGGAACGUAAACAGUUGGCUGCUUUACAAAGGGAUCAAGCUGAACAUAUGACUGAACGAGAUAAUAUCAGACAAUUUGAAUAUGAGUCAAAUGCUCGUAUUCAAGAAGCAGUACGUCAAAAUCAACAGACAACGCAUCGAGGUCCUAGAGGGCGUAGUGAAGCAGACCGUCGUCGUUACCAAUUUGAAGAGGAUUCAGAGGAUGACGCCAUUGAGGAUGAAAUUGACACUAAUUUAGAUUUGUUAGGUGACGCUACUUCUCGGCUCAAAAAUAUGGCAGUAACUAUGAAUAAUGAAUUGGAUAGACAAAAUUCAGAAUUGAAUAAGACAGUUACCAAAGUGGAUCCUUUAACACACAAGUUAAUUGCUACCACAAACAAAUUAAACAGAACAAAUUAAUUCACGUGAUUUUACUUGAUAAUAAACCUUUUACAAUCUUUUUUUUUUUUU
Molecule: messenger RNA, 1029 nt
Organism: Cokeromyces recurvatus
Lineage: Eukaryota; Fungi; Mucoromycota; Mucoromycetes; Mucorales; Mucoraceae
Exons: 2
Coding region: 43-978 (311 amino acids)
Biological process (GO): vesicle fusion; exocytosis
Cellular component (GO): SNARE complex; plasma membrane
Molecular function (GO): syntaxin binding; SNAP receptor activity
Source: RefSeq, a predicted model, not a curated record